AUCGGCGAGUUGAAUGGUUUCAUUUCAGCAACAGAAAUUUUACUCGAUGUGAUGACGAAAAAUCAUAUUCAACGCCUUGUCUACGUUGGAGAUGCUUUCGCAGUUUUACCACCCGGUGACAACUACGGUCUUUCUGAGUACAUGCAUCAAACACUGCCGGCUCGUUUCAUGCUCGGUUGCUACGGUGAAUCAAAAGCUCGUGCCGAAUUUGUGGUCAGGAGAGCAGCUGAGAAAGGUGAAGUGAGCGCGAUAAUUCUUCGUCCCACGUUCAUAUUCGGUGAAGGGGAACCACAUUUGGUAUCGAUGGCCAAGAAGGUUUGCAUGGCGCAAGGCGGAAUACCGAAUAUAAAUGGCGAUGAUCGAGGCAAUCAUCAGUUUGUUAUACACAUUAAGAUAUACGCUGGUAAUAUGGCAGCGAUCAUGGAGCGAUGUUUACGGUGCUUGAUCGACGAACCCGAAAAGUACAAUAACGAAGUGAUUUUUUGUGUUGAUCGAACUACGUGCACACCCUUCAAAGACUUCAUAUUACCGUACAUGAAGGCCGCUGGUUUCAAGCAUUGUGAAGCGCAAAGUUAUUUGCGUUCGUUCAUCUCGGCAGCCUAUACAUCACUCUUGUCCAAAUUCGAUCCUGGCACAUGUCGCGAUCAUCUAACGCUGAAUGCACAUCGCUUUCUCAACGGUUGGACGGUCGGCUUCUCGAAUCGAAAACUACGCCUUCUGCUCGACUUCGUACCGCCUUUCGAUCAACAAGAGGCGAUGAAGCAAUCGUUGGCAUGGUAUGAACGAAACGAUUGCAUUCCGGAGCAGCGGCAGUCGAUAACCAUCGCAAAUGAGCGCCCACGAAUGGGUUGA
This is a messenger RNA of Anisakis simplex (herring worm), 852 nucleotides long. NCBI's taxonomy places the organism in Eukaryota, Metazoa, Nematoda, Chromadorea, Rhabditida, Anisakidae. The record is from the annotation of a GenBank genome assembly.